Messenger RNA from Chroicocephalus ridibundus (black-headed gull), 957 nucleotides. RefSeq names its product chibby family member 2 (gene CBY2). The transcript has a single exon. Bases 1 to 957 code for a protein of 318 amino acids. The record is from RefSeq and is a predicted model, not a curated record. Lineage: Eukaryota; Metazoa; Chordata; Aves; Charadriiformes; Laridae.
AUGUCUGCUUUUGACCUGACAAACCAGUGUACAGAGCCUGAGAUAGAAUAUAUCACCCCACGGGUGAAACUGAGGGAUGACAUGCUUGUCUUUGUUGACGGUAAAUGGGUGAAUGAGAUCUGUCGCCAGCCACCCAUUGCUUCCCACCGGAAACUAUUUAGCAAGAAGGCACAGAAUGAGUGGAGCAUCUGGGAGGAGAACAGGGCACUCUGGGAGGAAAACCAAGUCCUCCGGAUUGAGAACAGGAUGCUCUGGGAAGAAAACAAAUCUCUACAACGUCUCCAGUCACAGAACAGAGCUGUUCAGGUUAUUUACACUGAUGCCAUUCAGCAAAGCCUCCAGAAGGAAAAUAAGCCAUUCCCAUUCUUCCAAGAGAGGAAUGUAGGCUUUCAGGUCAGCCCAGGAAACAAAUCUCUCCAGGCAGUCCAGGAAAAGAACAGAGUCUUGCAGGAUUUACAGCAGGAGAAUAAAAGAGUCCCCAACAUCUGGAAAGACGAAAAAGCCAUCACAGUGCUUGAAGAGAGGAAGGAUGCCAGCCCAGACCUUCAUCAGGAUACUGACACCAUCACAGCUGUGGAAGAAGGUAACCCUGGCCCAGCUCCCCAGCAGGAACAUGAAGCUAAGGAGAAAAGCACCACUCCAACCCAGAAUAAGAUCAAGUCCGCCCCAGGCAUGCAAGGUGAGUAUGAAAUCAUCUGGGCUCUCCAGGACCUAUACCAACUCCUCCACAUCUUCCUGAAAGAGAACCGUCUACUUGGGGAGGAACAGGGCUGUCACAUUCUCUACAAUGUGAGCAGAUCCUUCGAAGAAGAUUACAAUGAAUUGAAGCUGCAGCUGAAUGCUGUGAAAAACACUGUGUCAGGAAUCAGGUCUCAAAUUGAAAUGUUGGAAAAGGAGCUCGUUGCCAUCACUUCCCCAAUGUAUGAAGAAGCAGGACAUCAGCUUGAAGAAAUUUGA